AUGACCAAGAUUAGUAAGAGUAAAUUGGUUAUCCUAUUAUCGAUUGGCAUUUUAUAUUUAAUAGUACUCUACACGCGAGAAUUUAAUCGAGCUCAAGAUCUAAUUUCAAUGCCUUAUUGUCAAUGCCAUGAAGGAAACGUUCAAGAAGUUAAUACAAGAGGCAAUUUAUGCUUGUAUCGUUGGGAAAGUAGCGAUAACUGUCUUAAUCAUAUAGGCGAUUUAAGAAAACUAUCGACUUUCCCUCAUAAUCCAACCGUUUGUCAAGCCAUUGAUCAAUUCCAAUCGCAAUUUGAUGGCGGUAGUCAUGGCCAAAGAAUUUUCGGCUAUAUCCAUCCUGAAGUGACAUCCUAUUAUCAAUUUGCUAUCGUUGCUGAUGAUGGUGCUGAGCUAUGGCUUAGUCACGAUACUAAUCCUGAUAAUGCUAAAAAAAUUGCUCAAGUCGACUAUCGAUUAUUCCAAUCUAAGCAAAAUAAGCAACAACAUCAACAAAUUUCCAAUUUUAUCCGUUUAGAUAGUAGAAGAAAAUAUUGGAUCGAAGCUAUACAUACACGUGCCACUGGUCGAGGAUUUAUCAAGGUCGGUUGGAAAAUGUCUCGAACUGAUCCAUCCAAUACAUAUCAUACUAUAUCGCGACGAUCUAUCUCAUUACCUUCCAAUUAUAUCAAAAUUUCACGCCAUCAUAGUCCAACAGUCAAUUCAACUUCUCCUCGAACACCAACGAUUGCAAUUAAGUCGCUAGAACAACUUGCUAAAUUCAAUCAAAGUUUCCAUUUAUUACCACGAUUAAAUCGACGUUAUCUGGAUGAAGCAUUAAAAUUCUGCUCUUAUGGUCGUCCAAGCUAUGUAGUACCACCUGAACGGAGUGUUAACGUAGUGAACAUUAUGUAUUAUUUAUCCACUAUUCAGCAUCAGAUCUAUGGAAGAUUUAAUCCUGUCGCCAGUAGAAAUGAUGUCAGCAAUUCCAUUCAUGAAUUCGAGAAAGAAGAAGCUUACCGCAUAGUUGAAUCACUUCUAUAUCAUAUUAAUAAAAAAAAUAAAGGGAAAUUUGAAUUAGUUCAUGUCCAUGGUGUUGAACAGAAAUCAGAUCGUGCGCGUGGAAGUCGUUAUCUAGUCGAUAUUAUCAUUAAAGAAAAAUUUAGAAAGCCGCUCUAUCGCAUCUCGGAAUAUUUAUAUAAAUAUCGUAGUACAGAUAAAAUAUGUAAUCUUGUCGAUUUACAGUGGAAUAACAAAGUUCACGUUUAUAUUGUUAUUAUGAUUGCCAAUGAAAAUAUUAAUGCAUUUCGAUUUUUUUUAAGGCAACUUGAACGUUAUUAUAACCAUACUCAUGACGACCAAUUUACAUUAAUGGUUGUUGGUUCAUCGAAAGCUAGUGUACAAUUACAAACUCAGUUAUACGAUAGCAGUCUUAAAAGGUAUCAAUUUGUGGAAAUAAGCCUUGAAAGAUUAUUGUAUGCUAGGAGAUCUGCUUUCAAUACUGUACUAUCAUCCAUUCGUAAUGGCAACUCAAUUAUACUGCAAUAUGAUAACUUACAUUUAAAUUUCCCCUUGGAUUUAAUGGAAAAUGUUAGAAAGAGAUGUUUCCCUGGUAAGAUGGCUUAUAUGCCAAUUUCAUUUCGAUUUCAAUGUGGCGCUAAGGAUCAAAAUUUAAGUGGUUACUGGCAAGGCCAUCAUUUCAAUUUAGCUGCAUAUUACUUAUCCGAUUAUAAGAAAUUAAACCAAAGUGAAAAAGCUGAUCGAUUCCAUUUGCAAGGAGAAGACGCCCAAUUGGCCAUAAAAUUAUUAAUGAAACAAUUAGAAAUUGAACGAUUACAUUAUCCUGGUUUAUAUCAAUUUAAUGAUCAGCAAAUAACGUUGUUGAAAAAGCAAUUAUUAUUCUGA
This is a messenger RNA of Trichoplax adhaerens, 1878 nucleotides long. RefSeq lists its product as uncharacterized. The record is from RefSeq and is a predicted model, not a curated record. Lineage: Eukaryota; Metazoa; Placozoa; Uniplacotomia; Trichoplacea; Trichoplacidae. Bases 1 to 1878 code for a protein of 625 amino acids. The transcript has a single exon. Gene Ontology annotation, molecular function: acetylgalactosaminyltransferase activity. Gene Ontology annotation, cellular component: Golgi cisterna membrane.